UGUGCCUACAGGUACUAUAUAGUUCUUGUAGUACCUACCUUUCUAGUUUCUUCCUUCUUGUAACUAGUUCUUUUUGGGAUUGUGUUCUAAAUGUUAAUAUUUACGAUGGAAUUGGUUUCAAUACUAAGUGUUUCUAUUAUAGUAAUGAUAUCUUUAAGAGCGUUAUACCUUAUUUACAAUAUUUUUAGAGGAUAUUACAUGCUAAAUAGUGAAAAUAAUAGUCUGAAAACUAUUUACUGUAUUGGAUCGGGUGGACACACAACAGAAUUGUUAAGAUUUACGUCUCAUUUGGACCCCGAAAAGUAUCAGCCGCGGUUAUACAUCAUGGCUAUCAAUGAUACGAGUAGCGAAGUAAAAGUACAUGAACAAGAACGCGAAUCAACUGGUUAUAAAAUUUAUAGAAUCCCCAGAAGUCGGAACGUCAAACAAUCAUACAUUUCGUCAGUAUUUACAACACUCUAUGCUACUAUCUGUACUGUACCAAUAAUUUGUAAAUUUAAACCAGACAUAAUUUUUUGCAAUGGUCCUGGUACUUGUAUACCUAUUUGUUUGGUUGCAUUCCUGCUCAGAUGCAUUUUUGUACUGGAUUGCAGAAUAGUUUUUAUAGAAAGCUUUUGCAGAGUAAGAACACUAUCAUUAUCUGGUAAAAUAUUACAGUGGUUUGCAGAUGUAUUUGUUAUUCAAUGGCCUCAGUUAACAAAUGUUUGUUUUAGAGGUAAAUACUUUGGAAGGCUAACCUAAUUCUGUAAAAAAACAAUGUAUCAAAAAGUAAUGUUUUAUUUGAGGUAAUAGGGAAAUGGGGAAACAAUAACUUAUCUAUAUGCUGAUGUUUCAAUUGCGAGUUACUUAACAGAGGGCUAGAUUUGGUGCUUGAAUAAUGUUGAAAGGGAAUUUAUCACAUUUAUUUCUGUCUAACAAAUAAAAAUCUGCCCUUUUUACUUUUAAAUAGACUAAGCAUAACAUAUAUAUUAACUUUAAAGUAGGUAUACAAAAGAAAUACCAAAUUACAGUAUUCAAUACAUGUUAAAUAAAAUAUCCAAAAAAAUAGUAAAUAAAACACUACUUUAAUAAUUACAAAGCCUCUUACACUUUUAUGUUUUUGUUAUAUUUUAACAAUUAUUAAUCCUUAGCCAUUGUAAUGAUGACUGAUUUUAAUAUCUGCAGCAAUUUGUAUAUGUUUGCAAUACAAUGAAGACUUUCAAACUAUCGAAUUAAUCAAUAGUUUUGUGGAUUAAAAUAUAAAAAGAAAUAUUAUAACAUUCAUUGCAGUCAUCUGGCUGCAGAUUAUAUAAA
Molecule: messenger RNA, 1293 nt
Organism: Pararge aegeria (speckled wood butterfly)
Lineage: Eukaryota; Metazoa; Arthropoda; Insecta; Lepidoptera; Nymphalidae
Gene: Alg14
Product: UDP-N-acetylglucosamine transferase subunit ALG14 homolog
Exons: 1
Coding region: 91-741 (216 amino acids)
Biological process (GO): dolichol-linked oligosaccharide biosynthetic process
Cellular component (GO): UDP-N-acetylglucosamine transferase complex
Source: RefSeq, a predicted model, not a curated record